Molecule: messenger RNA, 1635 nt
Organism: Durusdinium trenchii
Lineage: Eukaryota; Dinophyceae; Suessiales; Symbiodiniaceae
Source: the annotation of a GenBank genome assembly
AUGGAUGACCCUGCGCCAGUGCUGCGGCUGCUGAAGCGCCGCCUGCGGCCUAUCUCCGGCAGGGCACAGCUGCAGGCUUUGCCAGCCUCACCCACAAGUGCAGGCCCAAAGAACCAAUGGCCUGGGUAUCCAGCUCGUGCGGCGUUCACGGGAUCAGGUGAAGCAGUUGCUGCAGGACGUCAGGGACCAGUUGAGGUCAACGUGUCUUACCGACGUUCCUGUCGAAGUGAGCAGCUGCCAAAGAAGACUUCGAGCAAAGACUUGGAGGCAAAGAUUAAGAAGGAGCCUCAACCGCUGGAGGGCACGAAGCCGCCCUCGGAUCAGCCUCUCGAGGAUGUGCCUGGACAAGAAUUUUCGGCCCUGAGCUUUGUGCUGCUGCCUCAAAGCUCUUUGUGCAAGAAGGCACCUGGGUGCGUGCAGCUGAGUCGCCCAGGUUGUACCUUGAAUGCGCGCAGCUACAGGCUGCUCGGAGGUGCACUAGAAGUGACGUCUGCGGGAUGUGCAGGUCUUUGGCCAGAGCUUGAACAGAUCUUGUUGCCAAUGGCGCAGCGAGCUGUGCAACAGGCUCACAGCCUUUGCAUUUGGCUGCAUGGCCCACGCGGCAGUGGUAAAAGCCGGCUGAUGUGGGGUGCCGAGAGGAGCCAGAGCAUGGCAGGUCUGCUGGCACGCAUUAUUUUCAAGACCUUGCAGGAGCUUCAGUUGCUCCCAAUCAAGGAAAAUGACGACCGCGUUUUGGUCACGCUGCAGUUUUUAAAGUUUGGAGUGCAAACCGAGCUCUGCGGUGACUGCCUGGUUGGGCCCAACUUUGACCCACGGCUGAAGCCGCGAGAUGCCGCGCUGCAGGAGCAUGGCUUUAUCAUGGAGGGUGCCGCUGAGCGAGAAGUCAGGCAUCCACAGGAGCUUCUCAGCGCACUGGAGCGGGGUGUGACCGCAUUGCAAUCGCCGGGCACGUUCCGCAGUGGCCGGCGCUGUGUGGAAGAUGCGUUGGCCCAUGGGCUUUGCACGUUUCGUGUUCGACGACGUAUUGGAACUGCUGUGCUUGCCACCACCAUUCACUUGCUGGAUUUGGUUGGUGCAGAAAUGUCCGGGGUGAAGGUCAACAAGAACACGCCCCACCAGGAGGACAAGACACUCAAAGCUGUCCUCAGGGUUGUAGAUGCUUUGGCAGAGGACCCAGAAUAUCGUUUCAGAGAUGGUCACACAGCCCCACGUUACAUUCCCUAUCGGGACUCCAAAGUCACGCGGCUGCUGCGGCCCUGCUUUGGUGGGCCUGGACGUGCAGUGCUCUUCGGCCUCGCGGCCGAGGGCCAUGAUGCUAUGCUGGCGACCUUGGAGUUAGCGCAAAGGAACGAACGCCAGCACACUCGCGAGAAGCUACAGAGAUUUGUCUUUGACCGGGAGACCAAGCUCCAGGAAAUAGAGGCUGAGGUCUCCAAGCUUUGCGAGCACCUGGGUAUUGCAAGCCCAGACAAGAUGCAGCUGACCAUGGAAGCGUCCCCGUCCGAAGAGGAGCUUCGCCUGGCGGAGCUGCUGCAGCUGCGGCGCCGUGUGGAGCAGUUCGAGGAUUGGCAAAGGAUCCGCCAGGCGCAGCCACAGUCGGCGCAGCCGAGACAAAAGCCUGGUGCAAACGCUUAG